CGAGUAGCGUUGACAGUGCAUAUCUCGCCCCUCUCGUGUGCCUCGCCCAGCGCCCCUGUCGAUGCCGCUUCAGCACUCCAAUCCGACGGGCAGCGCCGGUCAGCAGAGUCCCACCAACCAAACCGGACGCGACGACGCCGCCAACGACAGCAGCGAUGCCGGCGUCUUCGCCAGGCCGUCGCCAGAUGGACACGACGUCGUGGCGGCGACACCGACCAGCAGCGGACAGCACGAGAGCACUAUGGAAGCCGCGGAUGAGGCCGCGCAGCCGGCGAGUGAGCAGCGUCAGGCCGAGCCGGCGGAGAAGCCCUUCCUUGAGGCUGUUCGGGGCGUCAUUUCGGCCAUCCUACUGCCGAGUGGGCAAGCCAACCCGACGCAGACGGAUCUGUUGUGGCGGUUACUGCUGCUUUCAUUGGUGCCGAACGAGGCCAGGCGGCCGCCGAUCAUGGCGCCGUCACACCUGUCCAGGCAGCGCAACACGCGGUUCGACGACGUGUUCGCCUUCAUCAUCUCCCACCUGCACCAGCAGCCCCGGCAGACCGUCCGCCUGCUGACGUCACUGCAUGCCAUCGAGGCCCUCAGACACCCACUGGAGACGUUCCUGCUGGAGGAGCAUCCCAUCACCCAGCCACCGCCGUCAGAAGCGGCGUCUUCCCAAUCGCCCCUCCCCACCUCUGCGGAGAGCAGCACAUCAGCGGCAGCAUCGGCCAACGCCGCGUCAUCUCUGCCGGUGCCGGGCGAGAGCAACAAGGUGGCCAGCUUCACAUUCAGCGGCAGCAGCAGCGGACAUGCGCCCCCGCGCAAACAUGCGGGCGCGUCAUCCGGCCCGGCCACCGUCACACGUCUCGAGCACUGCCUCACUGUCGGUGCUUCCGCCGCGGGCAUAGCGGCCUUCUGCGGGUUCCUGCAGGUCCUCUUCGACGGCUGGGCGGGGGAGGGGAAGCGGUGGCCUCUGUUGGCGUGCUGCCUGGUGGUCUCGAAGGUGCUGUCAGGUCGGCGGUUCAGCCUGAGUGUGUCGGAGGUGGCUGAGCUGGGUGUGGAGCGGGCCCUGCUGCAGCUGCUGGCCGUGUACCCCUACGUCUGGAGCUACAACCACUCACACGACAUCCACACGGGCGCCCCGGCCACCGCGGCAUCUCAGGCCUUUGUGGGGGCGUGGCGGGUGUACCUGAAUGCCAACCAUCGGGUCAUCUUCACCCUGCGGCACCUGCUGAUACGGUGCAUGGACGCGCUGGCCUCACCCCUCCCCCACCCCUCCCGCAGAGACGCCCUCGCCGACGCGACGAGCAUCCGGCGACUGGCGCUGAGGAUCUGCGUUGAUGUCGACCGCCAUCUGUUCCCGCCAAACCACAGGUCGCCAUUCCCGGCCCCCCAGAAUGAUGACAGCCGCCCGCCGCUGCCACCGACGCCCCCAACAGAGUCGCUUCUGACCAGCUCGCAGGCCCUCCCGCAGAGCACGCCGUUGAGCGUCAUGUGGAGCACUGUCGACCGCCUCAUGCACGGCGACCACUCUCACACGGCCGCCACGCCGCCCGCAUCGGCCCCAUUUCUCGCCACAUACCCCCAGGGCCACCCCUCCCCGGCGUUGCUGGCCGUCCUGUCGAUGGCAUUGGCAAAGGCCGAGCAAGAGAGCGGCAACAGCGAUGGACAGGCGGGGUGCGGCAAGGCGGCCGCAUACGCGCUGUGUCAGCAGGUGAUACUCAUGGGGGGCGCGGGGAAGCCCGCUGGCGACGAGGGCCGCGCCCACACCGAGGGGCUUUUCGUCAAGCUGACGGGGCUGUGGGUGGUGCUGGCACGCUGCUACACCAGCUCCCUCUUCAAUCGUGACCUGGAGCCGCUGGCCGCCGACUGCCCCUGGCCCGUGACGCCAUCGCUUCGCCUGUUCCUCUCGUCAUUCAUGCGGCUGUGUCUCGAGGCGGACCUGUCGGCUCUCUCAGUGGCUGGUGUGCUGUCUCUGCUGGCGACCAGCUGUGCGCCGCCGGGGUAUGUGUAUCGGGCGAGAGGGGAGGUGCUGGCGUAUCGUGGCUGGCAUGCUGAUGCGGAGGAGGAUCGGCCAGCUGACAGGAUCGGUAUGGGCGGCGGUGUGUGUGGUCUGGAGAGGGACGUGGAUGCGGGCCGGCUGCGGGAGCUGAUGGACGACUUGGUCGCCAUGCUGAGGGACAAGAUGCCACUCAGGUGCGUCAAGACACGUCGGAAAUUCUCUCAUUCCCACCAUGUAUGUCUCUUGUGUCUGUGUGGUGUCUUUGUGUCAUGAUGCAGUCUCGCUGUGCGCAAGGGCCUGCAGCAUGUGCUCACCCCCGAGACGUCCCCCUUCGCCGCCGCCCUCUCGCGCAACCCACACCUGGCGUGCCUUCUCUCACCCACCACCAGCAACACCACUCAGGCACCCGACACCACCAACGGCGCCAGCACAGACAGCGACACACACAUGGCGGCGUGUGACGAGGAUGGGGGCGGUGCCGAGACCGACGAGGAGUCCAUCUCGUGGUACUCGGAUGAAGAGACCGACACCGACGACAACGAGGCCAUGGCGCCCGCCACGCCCCCCCCUGCACCCGUCGCCCCCACUCUCCCUCGCAAGCGGCGGAAGAUGCACAACGGCACCCCUCUCCGCUGCUACAAGUCCAACAACUCGUCGCCACACAUUCACAAGACCGCCACCAGCAGCAGAGCCGCCAAUCCUGGUGCUGAUGCCGAUGGGGGUGGGGGUGGGGGCGCGCCGCCGCUCCCCGUGGUCAACCUGCCUGGCCGAGCGGGAGGGAGCAAGUUCAUCGGCCUCCAGAAUGUCGGCAACACGUGCUACCUCGCGAGCUUCCUGCAGGCCCUCUUUCUCACGGAGCCCUUCACAGCGCGGCUCUUCAAGGACAUCAACCAGCGAGGCAGAGGCAGGGGCGGCGGUGUGGCUGGUGUGGGUCUGGGUGUGGGUGUGGGUGAGGCCGGGCGGCACAUGGACAUGGGCCUAGAGUCGCUGCUGGGCUACCUGUUCGGUGGGCUCCAUCUGAGCACCCGGCUUUACCUCAACCCCAGGAUGAUCGCGGAGCGGACGCCGUUUGGCGUAGGGCUGCAACAGGUGGGCGAGGCAACACACGCCACCGCACACGACACAAAGUCGUAUGCAUCUUGUGCAUCUCGGCACCGUUUUCCUGUCUGUCUGUCUGUCUGUCUCAGGAUGUGACGGAGCUGGCUAGGUGGAUGUGGGACGCACUUGGCGGUGCGGGCAACCACCUCAUCUCGACGCAAUCGAGCCCCAGCUCAACGGCCAUCACACAGCCCCCUGUACCCCACCCACCCCCUCGCCCUCUGUCACCCUCACGCACACCAGCCGGCGGGUCCUCGGCGUCGUCAUCGCACUCCCAGGCACCACCACCAGCACCAACAGCAGAGGCAGGAGCCUCGUCGUCACAUGCACGGAAGAAGUGUGCCGUCGAUUCUUGCUUCAGCGGCCGUCUGCUGUGCAUCACCAAGUGCAGCCGGCCCACGUGUGGGCACGUCCACGUGCGCACAGAGACCUUCUACGACAUCGGUCUGCCGGUCGACCCGCACCCACCGCACCCACCGCCAUCCUUCUCCUUCCCCCCGGCCCCCUCACCCAGCAGCAACGGCGGUCCAGGGCCUGGCCAAGGACAGCCACCAGGAGGGCAGUACGACAAGACAGGCGGGGGGGGCGACGGCGGCGUGAGCGGUUCGGGCGGCGGGAUGAAGCCGGUUUUGCCUCAAGGUGCUACGGGGGGCUUCACAGGCCCAGCACCCGCCGGAUCAGGCAUCGGUGUGGACGUGGGUAUGGGUGUGGGGGUGGGGGUGGGUGUGGGUAUGGAGGACAUCGAGGCGGUCGGUGCGCCCCGGCACGGCAAGAGCCGGGGCUCACAGGCGUCGUUCUUCCCUGGAUCGCAGCAGCCGAGGCACAUACCCUUCUUUGGACUGAAGGGUACGGGAGGAGGCAGGGAGGGGAUGAUGCAUGCGGGUGGAUUUGACCUUCUCCGUGUGUGUGUGUGUGUGUGGUCUCAUGUAUUCCAGGUGGCGAGAACCCCGCCGGCCACAGCCGCGGGGUGCCCCCUGCGGGCCACCCCUCCCUCGUCCCACCUCCCUCUGAGUACAGCAUCGUUGUCCACCCGCCCUCCACGGCAAACGCGGCCACAGACACGUCAUCUCUCCCCGCCAACAACAAUGCGGCCCCAGGAGCGGCGUCAUCGAGCAGCGGCAGCAGUGGGGGCGAUCGGCAGGCGAGCAUGCUGGUGAGCGACCUGCUCGACCGGUUUCUGUCGUGUGAGCUGUUGAGCGACUACAAGUGCGACGGCUGUGGCGAGAAGGGCGUGUGCAACCGUCAGUACUUCGUCAUCGAGAAGCCCAAGCACCUCAUCCUGAUUCUGAACCGGUUCGAGUUCGACCGCCGCACCAGUUUGCAGCACAAGAAGAGCACCCGCGUGACGGUCGAGCGGAAGCUCAACCUGCCCCUGCACACGCAGGCCCAGCCACCAAUGCCCUCCCCAUCCACCACCGCACCACCACCCACUCUCGCCCUGCAGCAUCACCAGAUCAUCCACGCGCCAAACAUCAAGGGCGCCAUUCCCUCAGGCCCUCCCGUCCUCCCGCCCGCCCCCUCCGCAUGCCAGUCGCAGAUGAGCGCCACGGCCGGCCUGGCGAGCGAGGGCAGCGCGCCAUACGCCCUCUACAGCGUGGUGGUGCACCAGGGGGCCACGCCGUACUCCGGCCACUACUUCAACAUCGGCAGCACUACCAGGGCGGUGCUGCGGGGCGAGGAGAGCGACUCACGGCGGGCGGACGCCAUUAUGAGCGGCGUUGGCAGCAGCGGGGCCGACGCACUGCAGCAGCAGAAGGGGGACGGCAAGGAUGCCGCUGGGGAGGACUGGUACGAGUUCAACGACAGCGUGGUGAGCAAAUUCGACGUCGACAAGCUCAACGAGCGCGUCAACGGGUACGCCACGGCCUACAUGCUCUUCUACACCCUGGUGGAGCAGCCCACGCCCCCCACCCUGCCGCUGCUCAUCCCACGACCCAUCUACCACCACGUGCUGUGGGACAACCUCAUGGCCGCCAUGGGUGACCCGCCAUUGCUGCCCGAAGGCUUCGUCGCCUCACACACACAGGCGGCAGGCGGCCAGGCAGGAGGGGACAAGAGCGGCAAGGGCGGGGGCGGUGGGGGACGCAGUACGACUGUCGACCGCCCUGUGUCGAUUAUAGACACGUCGGGGCCAUCGCAGAUCUUCUGAUGGCCGGCAGGGGAGGUGGCGAAACAGAGCGAUAGAGGCAGGCAGGCAGGCAGGAAGGCAUGUGUGCCC
Molecule: messenger RNA, 5297 nt
Organism: Vitrella brassicaformis
Lineage: Eukaryota; Vitrellaceae
Source: the annotation of a GenBank genome assembly